This is a messenger RNA of Styela clava, 855 nucleotides long. RefSeq lists its product as uncharacterized. The record is from RefSeq and is a predicted model, not a curated record. NCBI's taxonomy places the organism in Eukaryota, Metazoa, Chordata, Ascidiacea, Stolidobranchia, Styelidae.
UACAGAGAUGAUUAAAUGAGAUUUCUUAUAUAAUAUCAGUAACGAACACGAUUUCGAGAAUAAACAUAUAAAUUUGUGACGCUGCAAAUGGACAAUUGGGAAACACGCGUUCAGCUGAGUCGCAGAAAAUUGCACUGGAUUGAAGUUAGAGAGAGUUAUGUUAGAGCACUCCAGGCAUGUCUUCACUGCAAGCCCAUUGUUCGCGAUGGAAUUGAAUUUUUGAAAAGACUUUUGGACACAAUUCAUGGCGUCAUGACGUGGAGUGAAAAUUCUGUUUUGUUUUGUAUGAUUUUAUGUGAGAAAGAUUGGUACAAAAUUAAAAUUGAGAAUUCAGUAAUUGAAGGUCGGAUCAUUGGUGGAAUGAUGUUAAUGCCAUCAUUAACAUUAAAAGAGAGGAAAUAUGUACAAUAUGAAGACUUCAUGGAAGUUAGCAAAAAGUUUCGAGCCGCGGAGUUUGAUAAUAUAUUGUUGGAUUGUGGAUAUGAAGAACAAGAAUAUAAAAGACACCUACUCAAGUCAGAGGUGCCGAAGUGCAAACUUAUGUUUUGCGUACCUUAUUCUUCACACGACACAUCUGGACUUUCAGCUAUGCACUACGUCAUAUUUCCACGUCAACUCAAACAUUAUUGCAGCAGAAUUACAGAGAAGGACGUAAAUUCUUCACUUCUCAAGUGUGAAAAGUCCAAUGACAAACGUUCAGAAUGUCGAAGUAUUGGAAAGACCGACAUAAACCCCGAAAGAACAGGCUUCUUUGCAAAACUUUGUCAUGCGUUUACCCUUCUUCAUCACCGACCUAGGGUUUUACCAAGAUUUGGCAAUAAACAUUUUGUGUUGUCAGGAAUAAAAAGAGUCUAA